ACAAGUCGGCAUUGACGCGCACACGUUUAGCGGCGCUGACGGACAUUGCAGCGCCGAGUCGGAAUGCUCGACGCGCAUUGGCGGCGCGCCGGCUCUCGUGCAGCUCAAAGCCUUCCAAAUGGAGAUCCAGCUGAUGGCACCAAGUUCGACUUUUCCUCUCUUUCUUGCCGUCUCCCCGCGACCUCCCAGCCUUGUCACGCGUCACACACCGCCUCGUGCAUUCUCCCAGACUGCUCUGGCGCUGUAUCUUGCCCGGCGCUCCUGGCGAAAACAAUGCAGAACGAGUUGUACGAGCAGCGGCACAACGCCCGACAGACCCCGCUCUACCCCUUUGCCACCCCUUCCGCGACUCCACGGGCGGCUUCCCCUAUCCGCUGGGGUACGUUUCAAGACUUAUCGCUUGCAUUCUUGCUGUCAUUCGUGCAGGGAGGAGCGGAAGAUUGAACGCGCGCGAACCGCGCCACUCCCCCAAAUCUUUCACUUUUCCUGGGCGCCCCUCGGCCCCAGAAUCCCGUCGACUUCUCGGAGUGAUGGCGGAACUUUGUCAGACGGGUUUGACGGGGGCCGCUUGCCUAGUAUAGCCGUCUCGCGGCGUAUAAGAGGCAGGGGCGCAAUCCCUCUCAAUCAGCAAUCUGCCUCUUCCUCUCCUCUCUUCCACCUCUCCUCUCCUCUCUUCCUCGCCUCUUCACCUCUCCACCUUCAGUGACCACGCAUUUGAUAAUGGUACGAUCCCAUUUACGACGCUCUGCCCAAUUCUGACCGAUUUGAUCUCAGUACUUCUCGCUCUCCUGAUCGUCACU
Molecule: messenger RNA, 800 nt
Organism: Schizophyllum commune H4-8
Lineage: Eukaryota; Fungi; Basidiomycota; Agaricomycetes; Agaricales; Schizophyllaceae
Exons: 2
Coding region: 119-706 (195 amino acids)
Source: RefSeq, a predicted model, not a curated record